GAGAGGGGGAGAGAGAGAGAGUGAGUGUGUGGUGGUUCAUUUCUUCACUCAACUUCCUAUUGUAUACUUAAGAGCUUAUCCAACACAAUAAUACCUGGCAGAGACAUGGUGCAUUUUCUACCACUCUUCCCUGUAAUCACACUGUUUCUUGGAAAGUAAACGUAACCUUUACGCCUCUUUAUAUCUUGCUCUAAAAAGUAAUUGCUGUGUGGUACCUUCAUUCUUGAAUACCUCUCUCUCUCUCUCUCUCACACACACACACACACAUACAGAGUAAUAUACACCUCCAAUUCUUAGCUUCUCCACCUAUACCUACAACCUUAUUGAGUCUCUCACACAACAAUAGAUUUGAUUUUAUGUACUCAAUGCUCUUACUGUGACGCCUAAUUUAUAGGAACUCUCUCUCUCUCUCUCUCUCUUUCUCUCUCUCACAUAUUCACACACACAAUUAUGUGAUUGCUUCUUUUGACACCAACUCUUAAAAACCCAUAUUUGUGGAUUGAAUCCCACCAAAGUUCUGUGCCACUCAAAAUCCAGAGAAGCCAUGAAAGAGAGAGGCAAAUCUGUUGAAAAAUACAGUGGCAAAGACAUCCCAGACUUCAACUACUCUUCAUCAUCAGACCUUCCAUGCAAAAAACACCCAUCUUCUUCCUCAGUCGGAAUCUGUGCUCAAUGCCUCAAAGACAGGCUCAUCAAGCUGGUCUGCUCAGACUGCGGCGAGCAACGCCUCUCUUCGUGUUCAUGCUCCGAGGUCUCCAACCCCAAUUCAUGCAAUCUCGAGGUUGGGAGCGUUGGGAGGGUCUCGUUCUUGAUAGAGAACGAGUCACAUUCAAAGCCCAAAAACGAGGAGAGACCAGAGGAAGUUAUUCACCUCAAGAGAAGCAGUAGUAGCUGUGUUGAUGUGAGAAGGGGUGGUGGGUUUUGGAAAAUUGGGAGGCUUUUCAGGAAGAAAAGAGAGAAGGGUAGUACUAACUGUGAGGGCUCAAGUUUUGGUGGGUUUGAUGAGAAGAGUGAGCUCUGGGUGUUUGAUUAUAUGGGUGUGUCAAGGUCUAGGUCUCUCUGUAGUUACAGAGAUGAAAGCAGUGACUUCAAUUUCUCUAGUGCCAAGAUUUCUGAUGUUACUGGUGGUAUGAUGUUGGAUUCUUCAAGACAGAGUGGUUUCAAUGAGACAGAGUCCAGAAAGAGUGGUUUUAGAGAUGGGUUUGAUUCUGAAAUUGGGUCCAAUCUGAAGGGUGUGAGGAAGGGUGUUUUUGUGGUUAAAGAAAGUGAUUUCAAUGGGAUGGAUGAUUCAGCUUUUAUUGACUUGAAGCUUGAUCUGUCAUCAGAGUCAAAAACAGAGUACUCUGUUUCAAAAAUGAGUGAGCUCUCAUCAGAUUCAGGUUUUGGUGGAUUGAGAAGUGGGAGUUUUGUGGGCCAUAGUGAAUGUGGGAGUGUUUUGGGAGAUGGGUUUUUCAAGAAAGGGGGUUCUUGUAGGAUUACAGUGAGUGACAGAGGGAUCAGAAAAGGGAGGAGAGCUCAGAAGGUUUGGAAAUGGAUUUUCAGGCAUCAUUCUGGUUGGAGAACUGCAACUAAGAAGGAUGAGAACAUAGCUUGAAGCUUUUAUCAUGAUCAAAUGCAGUGACAUAUGUGAUCUUCUGUUGGUAGUUCAGAGAGAGAGAGAGAGAAAUCAACUAUAAACUGUAAUGUCUGUGUUAGUGAUGCAGUGUUACUUCACUGAUUUCUCUUCUCUGGUCUUGUCCUGCUUCUUGUUAUUUACCCAAAAUUGGUGAAUGUUUGUCUGUUGGGAAAAUAAAUGCCGAAAUUGGAUUAUGGAAUCGAAAUUUCUUUCAAAUUCAAGACGCUGAUUUAGUGCUUCCAAAUGCAAUAGUAGUGAAAAUGUGUAGGCAUAUCAUAGCUACUUUGUUAGAAUAUAUUUGUAUCAUCCAUCUUUGUUAGUGAAAGUAUACUCCAGUUUUUUCCUUGUAGGAAUUCAUACCCAA
This is a messenger RNA of Cornus florida, 1979 nucleotides long. RefSeq lists its product as uncharacterized. Lineage: Eukaryota; Viridiplantae; Streptophyta; Magnoliopsida; Cornales; Cornaceae. The record is from RefSeq and is a predicted model, not a curated record. Bases 545 to 1594 code for a protein of 349 amino acids. The transcript has a single exon.